This is a messenger RNA of Polychytrium aggregatum, 2574 nucleotides long. RefSeq lists its product as uncharacterized. The record is from RefSeq and is a predicted model, not a curated record. Gene Ontology annotation, molecular function: protein binding. The transcript has 11 exons. Lineage: Eukaryota; Fungi; Chytridiomycota; Chytridiomycetes; Polychytriales. Bases 1 to 2574 code for a protein of 857 amino acids.
AUGCCCAUCCGUCCUCUCCCUCCACCACAACCAGUCAUGAGCAGCGCCGAAUGGACACCUUUGACCAAGACCUGGAGCAAGGACCUCGCGGCUCCGGCAUCGGACCCGUCGGCGAUGCUGGUCCAGGGGCUCUACAGGGAGAUCCUGACCACGUCCUUUGCAAGAGAGUUCUUCAACGGGGCUGACACCGAACGACGAUCCGAGCGAGUGGAGCAGCUGGUCCAGAGCCUGGACACUACUGGAUAUAUCGAUGCCUGCCUCGAUCAGUUUCUGCAGCACGACGGUCCCGAGCGACAAGUCCAGGUUCUUCUCAUCGCGGCCGCUUGUCUCAACGCCUUCAUCCAGGGAGGAUGGACCGGUCCCAAGCUGAAUUUCGAACUCAGCGAUAUCAUCCAUGAAUCUGUGGCUGACAAGGACGGCGACAUUCAUCAAGCGAGCCUCUUGGGCCUCUCGGUUGACUCUGAGGAUGUCUACUCCCUCACGCCGCGCACUGCCUUGCUCGCCAUUUCUUUGGCGAUCUUGGACAAGAACUCGCAUCGCCUGUCCAGCCUCCAGACGAUCGGCUGGUGGAGAUACCGCGCUUUGUAUAUUCAACAGCAGCUGCUGGACAAUCCUUCGGGAACACUCUUGGACAAGAUCACUGCUGCUUUGGAUGCCCUACCGCCCUUUUGUCGCGGCGACAGCGAUUUACAUGCUCGGUUCAUGAUCGAGAGUGGCCUGGUGCACAGUUACUACGGCCAAGAUGCCAAGGCUGCGAGUCUUUUUGAAAAGGCAACAGAGGUUUCCAACUUCAAGUGGAGCCUCACGGGUGCCCUUGGAAGGAGGACCAAGUUCCAGACCUUCGAUGUUGCACAGCUUGUCGUGGUUGCUGAAAGCUCAUCCAAUGAAACUGCGUCGGCCGGGAGCGAAGCCUCGGCCAAGCCCGAGUCCCUGGCACUGAACGACGAGGUGCUCUUGGAAAAGAUCGCCUUUACCCAAGACAACGAUGGCAUUCAAAACCAGGGCAAGCUCAAGACCAUCGACCAGUGCAUCCUUCUGGCCCAUUGUUUGAACAUCAAGAACAUCAACCCUGACCACGGACUGACCAAGCAAGAAAUGGCACCCUAUGUUAUGAGGGUGCUCGACAACCCCAACAACUGGAUGGUCCACACCAUGGCACUGCUACUUCGGACGAGGCUUGAAAGCGACAAAUCCAGGACCGUCGAGCGCUCUGUGCUCCAGCUGCAGGCCCUAGUCGAUCAGUUCCCGCUCGAGGAAUCGGCCCCUGGCGAGCGGCUCGACUAUUUCUUCUCGAUUUCGCUUCCUUCCAAGUGGGACAUGGAGAAAGAGCUUGCUCGCGCCUUCAUGUCGCUGGGUGUCGUCCGAUCUGCACUCGACAUUUUCGAGCGGCUCGAGAUGUGGGAGGACGCUGUCUCGUGCCAUCAGCUCUUGGGGAAGGACAAACAGGCCGAGUCGCUCGUCCGCCGUCUGUUGGAGGAGCACCCGACCUCUCCAAAGUACCACUGCAUCCUCGGAGAUAUCACCAAAGACCACACGCUUUACGAGAAGGCCUGGGAGAUCUCUGGACAGCGAUUCGCUCGCGCUAUGCGAAGCUUGGGUGCGCAUUGGUUCCGUGCCCAUGAGUGGCACAGCUCCAUCGAAUGCUAUCAGAAGGCACUGUCGAUUAACCCGCUGUUCGAGAACUCCUGGUUUGUGCUUGGAUGCGCGGCCAUGCGCACCGAAGACUGGCAGCUCGGCGCUGAAGCGUUCACGCGUGUCGUCACCCUUGACAACAACAACGGCGAGGCCUGGACAAACCUUUCCUCCAUCUACAUCCGCCAAAAAAACAAGCGCGGCGCCUGGCGGGCCCUGCGCGAGGCCCUGCGUCACCAGUACGAAAACUACAAGGUUUGGCAAAACUACAUGUACACAUCCUGCGACCUCAAGGAGUUCAAAGAGACGAUUCGCGCAAUGGAGCGGAUCUUUGACAUUCAGAUGGAGCGCUCAAAGGAUGAGAGCAUUGUCGAUCUGGAGGUGCUCGACAUUCUCGUCGAUGCCGUCGUUGUAAACGAGACCGACGCCGACGGCAAUGCUGCUCUGCUGCUUGCGCCCAAGAUCGCUGGACUGCUCGAGCACAUCACUUCCAAGAUCACAAACAACCCCGACAUCUUCACCACCAGCGCGCGAUUCUAUUUCUCGGUAGCACGCUACCGUCGGUCGCUGGACUGCCAUCUCAAGGCCUACCGCGUCCUCCAGCACCAGCCAUCGCUGACCACCGAUGAGGCCAUUUUCAAGAGAGCCGCCACAGCCGCCCUCGAGCUUGUGGAUGCCUACAUUGCCCUUGGCCCCAAGAAGGAGGUGGCACGAAUGGGCGAGAUGUCGUCCGCCCCCACGGACGAGGCCCAAGAGCCGGCCGAUGCAGGCCAGAGCGACGAAGGCGAGGUUGUCUGCAAGGACUGGGCGUACCAGGCCAAGAUGACGCUGCGCACUCUGAUCGGCCGCACCAAAGACAGCUUCGAGGGCCAUGAGCUACACGAUGCCCUCAAGGAGAAGCUGGCCGAGAUCAACGAAGCCAUUCGCUCAGGACAGAUCUAG